UGACAGUUGAGUUUUAUUGUUCCACGGAAAAUGGUGCGUCGGAGCGACGGUCGGAGAAUUUGCAUCGAAAUUCGUACGAUUUUCUGCGUGUUUGUUUCGUUGUCCAUCUAAAUAAGUUUCGCCAUAGGUGCCCGCAGUUUGUGGACUUUACUGCGCCCAGUAUUCGAUAGUGUUUUUUUUCGCUUUGUUAUUUUGGAUUCGGAUUACUUACUCUCUGCAAGUUUGUCCCACGGUGUAGUGUUUUCACUUUUUCCGGAUUCCCCAUCUAUUGGAUAGCAGAUUGGCGAUUGCAAGCAAGCAGGAAACAGCAGCCCCGUUUCGAGACAGAAGCGAGUGUAUGUGUUGGAUUUCCAUCAUUUCGUUGCCAUAUGAGUAGUAGAAAUAUGACGAUCCCGUCUAGGCCAGCGCCACCGCCCCCACAGACGAUCUCGAACAAGACCAACCGUUACAGUCCGGCCACUAACUGGAAUGACACACCAUUCAGUCCACAACACAGUAUUGGAACUAACAGCAGUAGACAACAGACCCAGCUGACUGUCAAUCAAACCGGCAUAAAACCCAGAAAGACACCUCCACCUAGGCCACCGCCACCGAAGGUCAUCCCGGCACUGAAAAAACCCGGCCAGCCACAGUCCAUCAACAUUCUGUCCAAUUUGUUCGGCCAAAAGCGGAACCACAGCGGCUCCAAAACACCCGUUAGCCUGCAGAAGGGACAAAUCCCUAUGAAAUUACCACCGCCACCGAAGCAGCCACCGCCUCUGAAUCACCACGGGGCUAAUUAUGGGUCCAUUAGUUCUGUCACCCAGCAUAGCAAUCAUGGCUCCACAAACGGAGCAGACCAACAGUUGAUCAGCUUCGAUUCGCCUCCAAGCUCACCGACCUUUACGCAAAAAUCUUGCAGCGACUGUAUCAGCGUGGAUAGCUUUAGUUCCGACUCAAACUAUUCCUCCCCAAACAACGGCAGUGUGUCACAGACAGAAAGCGGGUUCGAAGAUGACUUUGUCGUCAGUCAAGGCGAUCAUCACCGAUCGAAAGCGAGUACACCGUCCGCGAUGAAGGACCUCUGGGACCUUUCCGACCCGUUCGGAAUGCCUCCAGUAGGGGCAAAACCAAGUGCCUCUAGUGGCAACAGCCAUAGCAUCUACGCACCACUGAGCUCCGCUACGAUACGAGCUCCGGCGGUGAACAGCAAGCUGUACGAAGCCGAGUUCGUCGAUCCGCUCUGCAACGGCAAAACCGUUGUUCCUAAAGUACAAACCGUCGCGAAACCGACGAUCAUUAAAGCGUCCACAGCAGCAUCGGGUGGCAGUCAGAAGUCCACUCCAGUGCACAGUCUAAAAACGCGAGUGCCGGUACCGACACAACAACUACCAUCAUGGGCCUCGACAAAACCGCCACUCGUAGUUCCAACUAUUUACUUCCCGGAGAGUAGUAGCGGCAACAGCAGCUUCGGCGAUGCAGAUGAACCGCUGGACUCGCUGCCAUCGUUACCGAUGCCAAACAUUCCACCACCGCCACCUCCACCGUGCGUGAACACUGACGAUCUCGCAGCGCUGACCAUUGGCAACCAUCAUCAACAGCAGGAGGAGGCGUACGGAAUUGCGUUGUAUGACUUCAACGGCGAAACUGAUGAGGAUCUUAGUUUUAGGGCUAACGACAAAAUCUACUUGGUAAGGCGCAUGGACGAGGAGUGGCUGUAUGGUCGAGAUCGACGCGGCUGCGAGGGAAUGUUUCCAACCAAUUUCAUUGAGAUAAAAGUACCGCUGCAGGACGAGCGAACACUGCAUACUAGUGACAGCAACAGUAACAAGAGCAAAGCCGCCGUCACCUCUGAGAGCAUAAGCCAUCCAAAAGUACGCGUUAUGUACACCUUCAACGCCGAAACUGUCGACGAUUUGACAAUAAUGGAGAACGAAUAUGUGACCGUCCUGUACCAAAUCACACCGGAGUGGCUCUACGGUGAGAUGCACGGCCGACAGGGUCAAUUUCCGGCCAACUACAUCCAAUACGUCCCAGCAAACCUACCUCCAAUGCCGGCGACUAAAAACGGUAGUAUUCAGGCAGCAGAGUGAAAGCGCAUCCCUUCGAUAAUGCUACACAAUUUGCGCGGGAUCGAAAUUUGUAUUUCCUAGGGAGGCUCUGCAAACUCUAGUUGCCUUUAUGUGCGCGGCGAUAACAACAAUCAAACAUAGAAGUGAACUUUAUGGAUAGUCGUAUUUCACACAAAAAAGGUGCAGAACCAAGGAGGCAAACUAUAAGGCAAGCCAUUUAUUGAUGAUUAGUAGAAAAACAUUUCUUUAGUCAUAGGCAUUUUCCUGUAAGACCUUUAUGUGUAUAUAUUUUGUUACAACAGUAGUUACAUAUUUGUACAAGAAAUUUGUUAGUGGAAAUGCGUGUGAAGGCUUCUAUUCAUUGGAUCAGGAUAUUUUUUGUUGUACCGCUGUGUAAGAAAAUUGUUCGAAUGGUCGCGUAACAAACAUUAAGGAGAGCUUUCUGAAGGCUUUAAUUGUGAUCGAAAAGCGAUGGUAUUAGAAAACUAUGCAUGUGAGAUAACACUACAUUUGAGAUAAUAUAUCCGAUAUUUGCUAGAUAUUGCUUUAAUGAUAUUCCCAAGACCAAACUCUAUGGAAGCUUAGUGGAAAUUUUAUCUUUUAACCUCUGUAAGCCUAAACGAUCUGAUCACACCACUGUGGAACUAGUUUCGUCUACAAAUUUGAAAGUAAAUCAAUAUUACCGGACCGCAAUUCGCUGUGUCGGCUAAUCUAUGCUUAAUGGUAACUUAUUGCAAGCGUAAGUGAAAUUUCACUUGUAAAUUGUAAACUUUUUGAAGGUUUUUAAAACAUGCGGAAUAAAUUUGUACAAAAGAUUU
Messenger RNA from Toxorhynchites rutilus septentrionalis, 2869 nucleotides. RefSeq names its product SH3 domain-containing protein 19. The transcript has 4 exons. Gene Ontology annotation, molecular function: protein binding; lipid binding. Gene Ontology annotation, cellular component: actin cortical patch; ESCRT-0 complex. Gene Ontology annotation, biological process: protein transport to vacuole involved in ubiquitin-dependent protein catabolic process via the multivesicular body sorting pathway; plasma membrane tubulation; actin cortical patch localization. The record is from RefSeq and is a predicted model, not a curated record. Bases 369 to 2072 code for a protein of 567 amino acids. NCBI's taxonomy places the organism in Eukaryota, Metazoa, Arthropoda, Insecta, Diptera, Culicidae.